Messenger RNA from Mytilinidion resinicola, 2880 nucleotides. Its product is annotated as alkaline phosphatase-like protein. Bases 1 to 2559 code for a protein of 852 amino acids. The record is from RefSeq and is a predicted model, not a curated record. NCBI's taxonomy places the organism in Eukaryota, Fungi, Ascomycota, Dothideomycetes, Mytilinidiales, Mytilinidiaceae. The transcript has 4 exons.
AUGCUAGACUUCUUUUCUUUCCUGUGGGACACCAAGUUCCAAUUCACUCUACUAAUUGUUUCUUCCUUCUCCAGCAAGCUGCUUCACCUCUACAGCCACAGGAUAUCUCUUCCACUCAUACUCACUACUCUCUACCUCCCGACGUUCCUCUUGCCCGAUGCCAUACUGGUUGUUCUGUCCAAAACGCUGCUAUUUCGGCAAGACAGAAGUAAACUCGAGGUACCCAGGAGGAUCUUCGGAGCACUUCUCACUCUCAUCACUGCCUCCGCUUCUGCAGCCCAAGUAUCUUUCUACCUCGAAACAGGCGGAGAAGUGCAAUGGCUCGCCGCUGGAAACUUUGCGAACGACCCUGCCGGCAUGAAGCUGCUCAUGUCUGGCUUCCCGAAGUUUGCUCUGGCCCUCUUGUGCUUCGUUGGCAUAUCCUGGCUUCUCACACCGCGAUAUUAUGAUUUCGUCGACAGAGUAUUUGGGGGCAUUGCUUCGGCAUUCAAAGCUCUUCGUCAGGUCGUAUUCAGGAAGAACGUUGGUUAUAGACCUAGUAGACGGAGAACGCUACUAACCGUACUUGCGGUUCUUGCUGCGGUCGGCGCCUGUGCUGUUCUUCAAGUGGUCCGCCCAACGACUCAGCCUUAUGCGCACAUGUCGGGCUCACUACCGUUCACGUUAUUCGGAUCCUUGCUUUUCAAUGCUAGGAACUCCGAGUUCUGCCUACCACGUCCACCCAACCCGGUCGGCUUCCCGUUCGAGCAACUUCUUGCGAAUGCGUCCUGGGAGCAGCCCGUUGGGAACUUUGCUGGAUGGAUGCCACAGUCCGCGAAGUGUAUUGCACGAAAUGGUACCGAUAAUCUAAAGUUCUACGACCCAAGUUGCGACCCGUUGCGGGUCAGCAACUUAGACCAGGACAUUCUUGGCAGCCUUGGUGAUGCCUUCGCCAAUGACGAAAAACGACCCUCGAUCAAGCAUGUCGUAGUGCUUACGCUCGAAAGCACGCGGAAGGACAUAUUCCCGUUCAAAAAGGAAAGCAGGAUUCACGACAUUAUCCAGGAAUCCUGGAGCCGUUUCGACGAUAUGCAUGAGUUGGACGAGAAGCUGUUCGAGAUGACACCUAUUGCCAGCUUAUUGACAGGCGAGUCUAUGGGUUUCGCCGACCUAGCAAUUGACGAAGUUCACGGAGCUGCGCCUGCAAAAUGGACAGAUCGUUUCAACGAGUCUUUCGGAGGCAUCAACGUCCAAGGAGCGUACACCGGAGCGGGAUAUACUUUCAAGAGCUUGGUUGGCGGACAUUGUGGAGUAGAGCCAUUACCAGUGGAUUUCACCGAGGAGGUUAAGGGCCACAUCUACCAGCCUUGUAUUCCGCAUAUCCUGGACCUCUUCAACAAGCACCCAAACGAAACUGCGCCGAAGGAGGAGAGGGACGCCGGCGAGAAAGACUUCCUAUCUUCGGACUGGGAGUCGGUAAUCGUUCAGUCAAUUACCGAUCAAUUCGAUUCGCAGGACAUUCUAGAUGAUCAUAUGGGAUUCCGCAAGGCCAUCAUGAAGUCAACACUGCUCAACUCUUCUUCGAAGUAUUACCCACCCAAACAACCAGAGAGCAACUAUUUCGGGUUUCCAGAGACUGAAGUGCUGCCUUACAUGCGGGACCUAUUCACGGACGCGGAAGCACGCAACAAGCGUUUGUUCUUGUCUCAUAUCACAAGCUCAACCCACCAUCCCUAUUCCACUCCAAAGCAAUGGGGCAAGGAUGAGGACUAUAUGGCGAGAAACCGAUGGGGUGCUGAGGAUUCAUUCAACGCUUACCUGAACACGGUCAAGUACCAAGACGAGUGGAUCUAUACGAUAUUCAACAUGCUGGAAGAAGUUGGGGUGCUUGACGAAACCCUCGUCGUGUUGGUCGGAGAUCAUGGCAUGACCUUCGACACAAUCGACGGCAGCACCUCAACUUUCGAGAACGGCCACGUCAACAACUUCCGCGUUCCUCUACUCUUCGUCCAUCCUAACCUUCCCCGCGUUCAGCUUACCGCCAAAACAACCUCCAUUUCGAUCAUUCCAACCCUCCUCGACCUCCUCAUCCAAACCCACUCGCUGGAUGCUCCGGCCAUUGAAACCGCACAGCAACUAAUCCAACAAUACCAAGGCCAAUCACUCAUCCGCACCUUCGUCCCGGAGAAAGAUGGACGCCAGCUGUGGUACUUCGGAGUCAUCAACCCAGGUGGUAGUGUGAUGGUCAUCUCUUCCGCUGCAACAUCCUAUCGACUGGUCUUCCCUCUUUGCUCAAGUUCCGAGCUCCGGUUUACGGAUGUCGCCAAAGACCCGGCGGAAGAACACGCGAUCGAGGGAUGGACGAUUGAGAAGCUUGUGAAAAAGGUCAAAAAGGACAUGAAAGGAGAAGAAGGCGAAGCGGCGGUCGAAUGGAUACAGAAAGCAGAGAUGUUGGGCCGGUGGUGGUUCUGGGAGCAGCGGGAGCGAUGGGAUUACCAUCUUGCCGCCAAGGGGACGGAUCGCAGUGCGAAGAAUGCAGGAGGAGGCGAGAGGAAGAAGCAUUGGUGGGAGACUCGAUGACGGAAAAUCGUGGUUCUUGAUUGUGUGUAUUAUAAUGGUCGUCGAGCCACUCUCACGACUUGACUUUCGAUGUUAGCUGCUACCGAUGGAGGUGCUCCGAAUGCUCCGGAGGUUGCACAGGCAGUAUUAAAAGGCGGUCUCCUUGUUUUCCCUGGCGUAAAAGCGAUCUCAUUACGGCGGCAUUGAUCAGGAGUUUCGGACAUUUCGGAGGGAAAGAGAAGAUACCAUGGGGUUGCCAAGAACAUAAUCGUCAUACACCUGCAAGAAAAAGCAUAGAGCCAGCCCUUACUGUUAGUGCAAAUGGAUUGGUUCAUGAUCUGG